Messenger RNA from Miscanthus lutarioriparius, 798 nucleotides. NCBI's taxonomy places the organism in Eukaryota, Viridiplantae, Streptophyta, Magnoliopsida, Poales, Poaceae. The record is from the annotation of a GenBank genome assembly.
AUGAACGUGUGGUGGACGGCCGGCCGGCCGACGGCACUCCACGACGGCGGCGUGUGUUCAGUUCACCAUGUGAGCAGAGGUGUCGUAGCUGAUGCUGGAAUACUGGCUCAUGAGCAGCUCGACGGCGAGGAUGUAGGCCUUGCUAUGGAUGCCCAUGCCGUUGUUGGUGUUCAUGUGGGUGAAGAUGAACUCGGUGUUCGCCCUCUCCUUGGCCACCGAUGGAACGAGGAUGACGAGGACGAACACACCUGCGACGGCGGCUGCGGCUGGGUAGAGGACGGAGUAUGUUGGAAGAGGAGGAAGGAUCUAUUCACCCCGUUCGCGGCACUCGCCGCGCUCUUCUGGCUCUGGAUCACCGGCGCCGCCGACAGGGAGCGGAUUGUCACGCUGGCGCUAGACUUCCGCAAGCGGAUGUACGCGCCGCUGCCGUUGGGCUACUACGGCAGCUCCCACUUGACAUGCGCGCGUGCCGACCUCGUGUCCAGGCUGCCCGCCGUGGCCGCAACGCUGGACCGCCAUGUCGCCGGCGUGCCGAAGGACAAGCUGUGGAGUGCCCUGGAGUGGCUCCACGCGCGACAGCAGCAGCAGGAGGGCGUGCUGACGUGCGCGGCGCUGGACCACGUGCUCAUAUAUGGUGCGGAGUUCGAGGCCGGGGUGCCCCCAACGCGCGCGUCGAUGCCGCGUGGGCAGGGCCGCCGGCGAGGGGCUGGUGCUCGUCCUGCCCGCGGCCAAGGGCGGCAAGGCACGGGACGUGGUGGUGAUGCUGCCCGCGGAGGCGACGGCCAGGAUCUGCCGUGA